This is a messenger RNA of Paramuricea clavata, 537 nucleotides long. The record is from the annotation of a GenBank genome assembly. NCBI's taxonomy places the organism in Eukaryota, Metazoa, Cnidaria, Anthozoa, Malacalcyonacea, Plexauridae.
AUGACGGAUAAUAAAUUCCUACGGGCACGAUUAAAAUAUGAACGGAACUCGCUUGAAAAAAACUACAACGGGGAAAAAUUCCCAUGGAAUUGGAGAAACGGAAUGGCUUUAUUCGAACUAAACAUAAAGACGAGCCGGAAUAAUGUCUACAGAUUACGUAUUUUGGUAGGGGAAAAUUAUCCCAAACAACUCCCCGAUUUGGUUGUAUGUGCUUCGCCAAAACCGAUGCCCAAAUCUUUAGAAUGGCAAGGAACACAUACGACUCAUACUUGGCCACAGAAACAUGGACUUUUACAGAUUUGCUUCUAUCGUCAGGUGUGUUGGGAAAAACAAAAUAUAAGGCUGUGUCAGGUUUUUGAGAAAGGCGAGCAAUGGCUAGAAGCGUACGAAGAGCAUCUUGCGACUGGUAAACCUAUGGACGAAUUGUUGCCUCCGAUGGAGCCAACGGAAGAAGAAUUUCAGGAAGAGGAACGUCGUAGGGCAGAAUAUGAACGUCGUAUGGCAGAAUUUGAUCAGAAGAUACUUGGGCUGAAAUGA